AUGGACUCAAUACCAGGCGACCAAUGGAUCGGCGAGUACGCCAGGUGGCUACGUGUUCACGAAGCCAAGCUUGGUGAUCUCGCCGCUUCGACGACUGCAGCCAAGCGAAACGCUGCAGCUGCAAAGAUAGGUCGCGAUGCGCCGCCUUCGACACUGUCGUCCACGUUCUGGAACGUCGUUACCCUCGGCACUGCCGCCAGCGCUCCUGCUAACGGCUCCGCCUCGCUCACCGCUCGCCCCAUGCUGCUGCGACAAAACCCACACAAUUUGUACUAUUUACUCAUUCGCUUCGAAGCACUCGGUCUACCUGUGGGAUCGCUUGACAUCAAGGUGCCCGGUGCAGCACGACCUACUUCGUACUUUUCAUAUGUCGCUGCCACCGCUACCGACAAGAGUCGCGACGAUACCAUGUCGAUCAGCUCAAUGCGCAGUCGCAUGAGCGUCGUCUCUUCGUCCUUCAGCUCGUCACUCUCGUGGUUCGGCACGGCCAGUAGCAGACCGGACCCGUCGAGAGACGUCAAGUACAUCUACUCGUGCUUUACUAAGAUACCCAGCUUGCGACUCGGGCCCAUCCCGGCGCGCAAGCUUAUUCAAGACUUCGAGGACUGUCCUGGCCAGUCGGCGGUGCCACUGGACGUGUUCAAAAACUUACAGAUGCUGGAGCUGGACGAUGUGGAUCCGCGCACAUUGCUUGGCUGGGACAGGGUGUGCAUCCAGCUGCGCAGCUUGACGUGCAAGAAGAGCAAUAUUGAGGAUCUUACGGUUCUCUUGGUGGAUCUUGUCCUGCUGGAUGCGAAGCGCAGACGGGGAGAAAAGGUCGACAUGGGGCGGUUGCGGCGAGCUCCACCGACGGACGCAGGCGACAAUCAUUCGGCUUCCAACACAGACGUUGAAGAGGACGUGACACAAGCAGCAGCAGCGGCACCCAAAGAGACCAUCCCGACGUUACCGCAAGACCUGCCUUCGCUGGCAUGGCACUUCCUGCGCUACCUCAACCUGUCGUCCAACAACCUCACAUUCAUCCCCGCCGAACCUUUACUCUGCCUUUCGGGCCUCACCAACCUCGACCUGUCGUCGAACUUACUCAACGUGGUCCCACCUGCGCUUUCGCAGCUACCCGCCCUAACUUCACUCAACAUCUCGGACAACCUGAUUGACUCGGUGCUAGGCAUCUACGACGCUCUCCCCGCCAUCCGUGUGCUCAACUUGGCCAAGAACCGGCUCGAGAGUCUGUGUGGCGUCGAACGGCUCUACACACUGCAGCGCAUCGAUCUGCGCGGGAAUGCGAUCUACGAAGCCGGCGAGGUGGGCAGGCUGGCGCCGCUAGCCGGAAUUGCUGAGGUGUGGGUCAAGGAGAACCCGCUUGAGGAGGAGCUGUUGGAUUAUCGGGUCGAGUGCUUUGCCGAGUUUGCGCAGGAGGGGCGCUCGGUGCUGUUGGAUGGCGAGGCGGCAGGGUUCUUCGAGAGGCAGAGGGUUGCUGAGCGUGUGCCGAACGCGGCGAAGCUGUUUUCUCAGGCGGAUGCGAGGGAAAGUAGACUGGACACGGAGGCGGCCAGUGGCGCGACAAGGGCUGGUAAGAAGGUAGCAAAGGAAGAGGUCGGGGAGGAGAACGAAGCACAACUCGCCAAGGAUGUCGCUACCUCCAGCCGCACAACAACCGUCGUCAGGAAUGUACGCCACCGUGCUCCACCUCGUUCGGCAAAGGAGGACAACGCGAGGGACAGGGGCAGCGAGUUGCUGCAGCCAGGCGGUGAGGCAGGAGCAUCCGACGCGAGGUCACAGUCUCCUUCACGUAACCGCGAUGGCGCGCGUGCUCAGAGCGGUGGUGUUGCGAAUAACAGCGCUCAGCAGGUGAAUGCGAAACGUAGAAAUCAGCGCGUGGUCGAGCUGGACACUUCGCCGCAGAAGCCGCGUCAACGGACGUUGACGGAAUCAGAUCGGAUCAAGCAGGCGGCUUUGGCGGGGAACAGCAGUGCUGCGAUGGAGAGCCCCGAGGCACUCACUUCUCAAGUGAGAGACGGUGGUAGUGCUCAGGCGGACGGGGGCGGGCAACAAAGUCCAACUCGGCCUGCUCAGAAGGGCAAGGCAGGAGCUGACGUGUACGCAGGAGCACACGGCACGAUGCUCUUUGCUCUCCCACCUGGUUUAACUUCGCCGGAGAAGGAGGGUGCAACUCGAGCGGGACAAGUACGGACAUUUACUUCGCGGCGCAACCCUAUGGAUUCGAGCACACUGGGGCGCAAAACAGCAGCACGGCCGUUGGCGUCCGACCUUUUCGCGACGUCUUCGAAUGCAGCCACUGCACCGACGACGGCGAAGAACGAGGAGGCUGGUAAAGCGGUUGAGGCCGCACAGCCCGAUGUGCAACCGGCAGUGUUGGCUAGACAACGCAUCGCACGACCGCGCACAGGAUCUGCAGCAGCUCUGGCCAGGAGGAGCCGCGUCACGACGAGUCUAUACGAUCCGGAUUUGGCUACCCCCGAGACGUCUGCUGCGACACUGGGAGGCGUGAUGGAGGAAGAAGCAUCACAACCUGCCACGUCGACUCAGACGGAAUCGGCCAGCAGCAACAAUACGCGUUCCGACGCUUUUCGUCGGCGCAUCGAAGCGCUGAAAUCCGAAGUUGGCGACGACUGGUUGCGGUUACUGGCGCGUGGCGGGGUGGAAGGGGACAGGAACUCUGUGCUUCUGCUCGAGGCCGACCCUCCAGCGCAAAAGCCGACGGUGAAGGAGAGGAAGGCGACACGCAGAGUCAGCUGA
Sporisorium graminicola is the source of this 2760-nucleotide messenger RNA. RefSeq lists its product as uncharacterized. Bases 1 to 2760 code for a protein of 919 amino acids. NCBI's taxonomy places the organism in Eukaryota, Fungi, Basidiomycota, Ustilaginomycetes, Ustilaginales, Ustilaginaceae. Gene Ontology annotation, molecular function: protein kinase binding. The record is from RefSeq and is a predicted model, not a curated record. Gene Ontology annotation, cellular component: cytoplasm. The transcript has a single exon.